Molecule: messenger RNA, 1195 nt
Organism: Schistosoma intercalatum
Lineage: Eukaryota; Metazoa; Platyhelminthes; Trematoda; Strigeidida; Schistosomatidae
Source: the annotation of a GenBank genome assembly
UUUAUGUCAAUAACGUGCUUGAAUAAACUGAACUGAAUUCGGUGAACAAGUGAAACAAUAAACGAACUCAAACAGAUGGUGAUAUAUUAACUGUGGAAAAUAUCAUCAGCUAUCCCGCCUGUAGCUCUUCUAGAGUUACUGCCCUUCCCAAGCCCGGGUAAAGUAGGAGGGUUGGGCAUGAGGUGAGCGUCCCUAUCCCGUGGAAAUCUAACUCGCUAAAAAAACGCUUACCAGAAAAAAUUAUUCAAACCAUUUCAACUCUGCCCUGGGAGUUAGGUCUUCAUUUAGAAGAAUUAUGACGCUUCAUGGUGAAAGCCGAGUUCCUUCGAAAGCCACGAGGCCGAUGCCACUUCUAAAAACCAGAGCAAAAAUGUUUGUGGGGGAACGGGAAGACCAGUGAAAUAGCAACGGAAAUGAGGAGAUACAAAUUGGCAGUACUGGGAAUCAGCAAAACCCACUGGACCCAAGCUGGACAGAAAGAGCUAGCUACGGGAGCGAUGCUACUAUACUCCGGUCACGAAGAGCAAAAUGCUCCACACACUCAGGAAGUCGCUCUAAUGCCGUCCAAAGUAGCACGAAAUGCACUUGUAGGAUGGGAAUCUCACGGAUCCAGAAUCAUCAAAGCAUCGUUCAAAACAAAGAAGGAGGGGAUCACGAUGAAUAUUAUCCAAUGUUAUGCACCCACCAAUGAUAGCAACGACGACAUUAAAGAUCAAUUCUAUGAGCGGCUGCAGUCAAUCAUAGAGAAGCGCCCAAGAAAGGAUCUCACCAUUCUGAUGGGAGAUCUAACUGUCAAAGUUGGAAUAGACAACACCGGAUAUGAAGAUAUCAUGGGACGACAUGGACUGGGUGAGAGAAACGAAAAUGGAGAAAGAUUUGCAAAUCUAUGUUCAUUCAACAAAUUGGUCAUAGGUGGCACAAUAUGUCCACACAAUUGUAUACACAAGGCUAAAUGGAUCUCUUCGGACCACACUACAGAGAGCCAGAUUGAUCAUAUUUGCAUCAAAAAGAAUUCCGAAGGACAAUGGAAGAUGUGAGAACUAGGAGAGGAGCCGAUAUAGCUUCAGAUCACCACACCACCUAGUUGUAGCCAAUUUAAAACUGAAGCUAAAAAUGAACUGGACAACUGGACAAACAGCACUACAAAGGUUCAAUACAGCCUUCCUUCGAGAUACUGACAAACUCAAUGAAUUCA